Molecule: messenger RNA, 1006 nt
Organism: Carassius carassius (crucian carp)
Lineage: Eukaryota; Metazoa; Chordata; Actinopteri; Cypriniformes; Cyprinidae
Product: protein lin-28 homolog A-like
Exons: 4
Coding region: 189-755 (188 amino acids)
Molecular function (GO): nucleic acid binding; zinc ion binding
Source: RefSeq, a predicted model, not a curated record
UUGGGAAUCACGUGGACUUGACCGAAACAGAGAGAGAAAGAGAGAGAGAGGGGGUCGAGCACGAGAAGCAUCAUCAGUUCAGAGCAGUCACCGAAACACUGAGAGGUCACCUGGAGAACCCGGAUUAACCUAAACACCCCACACUGAGCAGCAGGACGAGCACAUAGAGCAGGCGAAGAGAGGGAGCCAUGGCAGAGGGAGGCUGUCCGAAAGCGGAGGAGGAGGAGGAGGACCCUCAGUCGUUCCACGGCGAGGGCGUGUGCAAGUGUUUCAAUGUUCGGAUGGGCUUCGGGUUCCUGUCCAUGAGCACAAGAGAUGGUGUGCCUUUAGAAACUCCAGUCGAUGUUUUCGUCCAUCAGAGUAAACUGCACAUGGAGGGUUUCCGCAGUCUGAAGGAGGGCGAGGCGGUUGAAUUCACCUUCAAGAAGUCCUCCAAGGGUCUCGAGUCUCAGCGUGUGACGGGUCCUGGAGGAGCUCACUGUCUGGGCAGCGACAGGAGACCCAAAGGCAAGAGUGUCCAGAAACGCCGGCCCAAAGGAGACAGGUGUUAUAAUUGUGGCGGUCUGGACCAUCAUGCCAAAGAGUGCAAGUUACCUCCUCAGCCCAAAAGAUGCCAUUUCUGCAAAAGUGUCGCACACAUGGUCGCCAACUGCCCCGCCAAAGCCCAGCAGUCGUCUCAGGGGUCUCAGGGAAGGUCUAGCGGUGUCGAAGAGGAGAAAACGGAGCACAGUCAUUCCCCGUCACCCACCAACUGAGACAGCAGAGGACGGUGGGACCACGCUUGAAAACCAAUCAUAUCACUAUACUGGAAAAGAAAAAAAACAUGCUAAUGCUGCUGUUGGAAAUCCCUCAGGUCUAUAAAAGCAACAGAUGCGAAGAAUGUAUCUUUUUUUAUUAACACUCAGGAAUACAGCUGCACUCAGGAAUUUCAGUACAAUGUUUGGUGUGUUUAUACAAGUAAUCUCCUAUCUCAUUAAUGCUACGUUUAUAUGACAACAAAGUACUA